This is a messenger RNA of Camarhynchus parvulus, 6562 nucleotides long. RefSeq names its product ankyrin repeat and sterile alpha motif domain containing 1A (gene ANKS1A). The transcript is spliced from 26 exons. Gene Ontology annotation, cellular component: cytosol. Bases 9 to 3542 code for a protein of 1177 amino acids. Lineage: Eukaryota; Metazoa; Chordata; Aves; Passeriformes; Thraupidae. Gene Ontology annotation, molecular function: protein binding. The record is from RefSeq and is a predicted model, not a curated record.
CGCCGGCCAUGGGGAAGGAGCAGGAGCUGCUGGAGGCCGCUCGCACCGGGAACCUCCCGGCCGUGGAGAAGCUGCUCUCGGGGAAGCGCCUCAGCUCCGGCUUCGGCGGCUCCGGUGGCGGCGGCGGCGGCAGCGGCGGCGGCUCCGCGGGGGGCGGCGGCGGCGGCGGCAGCGGCGGGAGCGUCGGUGUGGGGCACCCGCUGUCCAGCCUGCUCAGCAUCUGGAGGGGGCCAAAUGUGAACUGUGUUGACAGCACUGGGUACACCCCGCUGCACCACGCUGCUCUGAACGGCCACAAGGAUGUUGUGGAGGUUCUGCUGAGGAACGACGCUCUCACCAACGUGGCAGAUUGUAAGGGCUGUUACCCCCUGCACCUGGCAGCCUGGAAGGGAGAUGCUGACAUUGUGAAGCUCCUCAUCCACCAGGGCCCUUCGCACACCAAAGUGAAUGAGCAGAAUGCUCUUGAGAUCAAAGAACUCAAAAAGUACGGCCCCUUUGACCCAUAUAUCAAUGCCAAGAACAACGACAACGAGACGGCGCUGCACUGCGCGGCCCAGCACGGCCACACCGAGGUGGUGAAGGUGCUGCUGGAGGAGCUCACCGACCCCACCAUGCGCAACAACAAAUUCGAGACCCCCCUGGACCUGGCCGCGCUCUACGGGAGGCUGGAAGUGGUCAAGAUGCUCCUGAACGCCCACCCCAACCUGCUGAGCUGCAACACCAAGAAACACACUCCACUGCACCUGGCAGCCAGGAACGGGCACAAAGCAGUGGUCCACGUGCUCCUGGAUGCUGGCAUGGACAGCAACUACCAGACUGAGAAAGGCAGUGCUUUGCACGAAGCUGCUUUGUUUGGCAAGACAGAUGUGGUACAAAUAUUGCUGGCUGCAGGUAUUGAUGUGAACAUAAAGGAUAACAGAGGCCUGACUGCUCUGGACAUUGUGAGGGAGCUUCCUUCCCAGAAAAGCCAGCACAUAGCAGCUCUCAUUGAAGAUUACACCGUUGGGAAGAAAAGUGCCAAAGCUGUGGAGAAAUCUGCUCCAGCCCCGCUCACUCCAGCCACCGAUCCCCCGGGCCGGACAUCUCAGGGUGAUGUGGACAAAGCUGUCACAGAGCUGAUCAUGGAUUUUGACGUGAACCCUGAAGAGGAGAGCCCCUAUGAGGCUCUGUACAACGCCACGUCCUGCCACUCCCUGGACAGCCUGGCCAGCGGGAGAUCGUCCGACCGGGAAUCUGGGAACAAGGAAGCUGAGCUCAGUGUCCUCAAGGCAGCUGCAGUCAGGCCUAGAGAACGUCCUCCCCCGCCAGCCAAGCCCCCGCCUGAUGAAGAGGAGGAGCAGAAUGUGGAGAAGAAGACAAGCCACAGUGCUCCCUGUGAGGCCUCUGCUGCCCGGGGGAAGAGCAAGGGAAGUGGAGCUGAGGAAGAGGAACACCCCUACGAGCUGCUGCUUACAGCAGAAACUAAAAAGCCGGUUGCAGUGGACAGGAAAACAAAAGACCACAGGAGGAGCAGCGGCCGCCGCAGCCAGGACUCCACAGACAGCCAGGACAUCCAGGUGCCAGAGCAGUUCUCAGGGUUGCUCCACGGCUCUUCUCCAAUCUGUGAAAUAAGCGAGGACCCUUUCAGGCUCGCUUCCUCCUCGGAGAAGGGGGACACUGAAGCCACGAGCCACCCUGCUGCUAUGCAGCUGGAGGAUGCUGAGCUAACGUCGUCAGGACCGGCUCGGAGCAGCUCCCCGGACCCCACGCAGACCGUGGUGUACGCCACGGUGCAGCACGUCAGCCGGGCGGAUCCCGCAGCCCUGGGCACGCCCCACGUGUGUGCUGAGCCAGAGGGGGACAGAGCUGUGGGUAGAGCCCACCCGGGCAGCAAACCCAAAGCUGAGCUCAAACUCAGCCGCAGCUUGUCCAAGUCGGACUCUGACCUGCUGACCUGCUCCCCGACCGAGGACGAUGCCAUGGGGAGCCGGAGCGAAUCGCUCUCCAACUGCAGCAGCGGCAAGAAGCGGCUGGAGAAGUCCCCAUCCUUUGCUUCGGAGUGGGAUGAGAUUGAAAAGAUCAUGAGUUCCAUCGGCGAAGGCAUUGACUUUUCCCAGGAGCAGCACAGGAUCUCAGGUUCGCGGAUGCUGGAGCAGAGCGUCGGGGAGUGGCUGGAGUCCAUCGGCCUGCAGCAGUACGAGAGCAAGCUGCUCCUGAAUGGCUUUGAUGAUGUUCGCUUCCUGGGCUGUAAUGUCAUGGAGGACCAGGACCUUCGGGAUAUCGGGAUCGGGGACCCGCAGCACCGCCGGAAGCUGCUCCAGGCUGCUCGCUCCCUCCCCAAGUUGAAACCGCUGGGCUGUGAUGGGAAUAGCCAGCCAUCAGUUCCUGCAUGGCUCGACUCCCUGGGGCUGCAGGAUUACAUCCAGUCCUUCCUCUCAAGUGGCUACAGCUCUAUUGACACUGUGAAAAACCUCUGGGAGCUUGAGAUAGUGAACGUGCUGAAAGUGAACCUGCUGGGCCAUCGGAAGAGGAUCAUUGCCUCGCUGGCAGACAGACCCUACGAGGAGCCACCAGCCAAACCACCACGGUUCUCACAGCUGAGAUGCCAGGAUUUGAUGUCCCAGACGUCGUCUCCCCUGAGCCAGAACGACUCCUGCACUGGCAGAUCUGCUGAUCUCCUGCUGCCCUCCGGGGACACUGCCAAGAGGCAGCACGAUCGUGGCACUGAGCUUGCUCCCUACUCCAGAGCUGAGCGCUACAAAGCACAGGAGGACCGUCGGGAGUCCAGGCUCACCCUGCGCCCCCCCAGCCUGGCAGCCCCCUAUGCCCCUGUUCAAAACUGGCAGCACCAGCCCGAGAAGCUCAUCUUCGAGUCCUGCGGGUACGAGGCCAAUUACUUGGGCUCCAUGUUGAUCAAAGACCUCCGAGGGACAGAGUCUACCCAGGACGCCUGUGCCAAGAUGAGGAAAUCCACGGAGCACAUGAAGAAGAUCCCAACCAUAAUCCUGUCCAUCACGUACAAAGGGGUGAAGUUCAUCGAUGCCUCCAACAAGAAUGUCAUUGCUGAGCACGAGAUCCGGAACAUCUCCUGUGCUGCCCAGGACCCUGAGGAUCUCUGCACAUUUGCCUACAUCACCAAGGACCUGCAGACCAGCCAUCACUACUGCCAUGUCUUCAGCACUGUGGAUGUGAACCUGACGUACGAGAUCAUCCUCACGUUGGGGCAGGCGUUCGAGGUCGCCUACCAGCUCGCCCUGCAAGCCCAGAGAGCAAAACCUCUGGGCGCUGGAGCAGGAGAAAUGAUUGAAACAAAAUCUUCCAAACCGGUGCCUAAACCACGAGCCGGCAUGAGGAAAUCCGCGGUGCCGCUCCCUCCCGACACCCGCUGUUGUUACUGUCACACCUGUACAACUCACCGCCCCUCCUACCUGCCGCUGCAGUCUGUUAGUCCUGGAGCGAAGCUGGAUCCCCCUGAAGUGGACCAAGACUCCCAGUCUCAUGCCAGUGUCUCCUGGGUCGUGGACCCCAAGCAGGACUCCAAGCGGACCCUCAGCACUAACUGAGCUCCGGGCAGCCGUCUCCUACCACGGGAUGUAGUACUGGGGCAGAGACCUGGGACGCAGUGGCCUCCUGACAUGAAGAUCAUCUCCCUCUGGCACGGGUGGCUGCCUCAGAGUGGGUGCGUGGCUGCUCGGUGAGGGCUGCCAGAGCACAGGGGGGAAGGGACCCAGCCUCCGCCGAGGAAAGCUGCUCAUCUCCAUUCCUAGCAAAGGAAAACUCCAGACUCGGAGGCCAAGAGCGAUGUCGCCUUUCCUAGUUUGAGACAAAACAUCUUUCAACCCGUUUCUUUUUUAACAAAGAGACACAGAGCAAAUCUGGUUCACGGUUUCAAUGUAGCGCUGCAGCCUUUUGGUGAGGGGAAAAAACCCAACAGAUUUUUAAUUGUUGAGAAUCCUGCAGUCCGGCGAGGAGCACGAUAGAAAGUCUUAGCAGGGGCGUGGUGUGCACAUUUCUGAUGGUACUUACUCUGCUUCAGCUCUGGGUGAACAGGAGGGAACGCCAAAUUCCUGGAGAUCACUUCCUCCUGUGUGAGAACCUGGCAGGGUAAGUCUGCAUCCUGUUCUCCAAGCCACUCCACGCUUUUGUAGCAAAUGGAAGUAACUUGAAGAAAAGAAUCUGCGAAGGAUCUUUCACCCCAGAGCAGCUGUGGCCAAUAUCCCCGAUGGUACAAAGCUUCCUUACCCCCCGAACUGUCGUGUUGCAAUACUUGACAUUUCUAUGGCAAGGACCCCAUUUCUUCCCAUUUCCGCACUGAAUUCCUGGGGACAACUCCCUGCUCCAGCCUCUGUGCACCUGUCUGGUUUUUAAAUGCAGUUAUGCCCGGAAGGGUUGGGGUUUUUUUAAGUAUAUUCAAUUGUGAUUUAGCACUUUUUUGAUACUAGCUCAUUAUUUAAUUAGCGCAACCAUUGCAGAAGAUGAACAAAUAAGGAGUUAAAUUUUGGGCAUUACACUGAAACAGUCCAUCCCCAAGGACAAACCGCAUCAGCCUGAGGGUGGCUUGGCCCCGUCCGAGCCCAGUGUCCCCAAAGACACCGCCUCAAAGGUGUUGUGUGCUUGCUUUUAUUCUGAAUUCCAGAGCGUUUCACAGUGGUUUGGGCUGUGACUGACGUGUUUUCAGACUGUUCCCCUCUGGGGAGAAUGUUAAAAUGGUUGUGAUUUGAAUUCUUCAGACGCAGAAUGCAGCGCAGUGCGUCGUCGUGAUCUCGUCAGGCCCUGUCAGGGCUGUGGGACCUGCUGCUGCACAAGAACCCUGUGCCCAAUAAUUCCUGUUUAACUCCACUUGCUGCUGUAUUGUCAGGAUUUCCUUUAGUCUCUCUCACCAGUGAGGCUGGGAGGGAAGUGAACCAUAAUCCCAAGGGCACAGACCUGUAAAGGAUUGGGAAAAGGGAGUGGAGAUUUUGGGUUAAGUCAAUGAAUUUAGGAAACCUAACAUUCCUUGUUAUGCACAUGUUGCAAUUCAUACUGGUGUAAGUGUAAAUAUUUGGUGUGUUGGCAACAAGUCUUUGGUGAGAUUGCAAAUUGAACCUCUGCUUGGGAGGAGGGACACCUUUCCUUUCUGACACGUGAGCUUUUUUGGAGGUUGGCUUGGAGGUAACGUGGUGAUGAAGACUCCAAUCUUCAGGCACUGGGCUCGGUGACCCUGGUGGUCCAUUCCAGCCCCACGUGUAAACCUGUGGUUGUCUUUAGUGAUCCAUUCUUUAGCCAGAUACUCCCUUUCUCACCUUUCUCACAGACAGAGCAGUUGUUUUGGCAGUUCAGUGCGGUGGGGUCUCUCGAGGGACUCAGUGCUGGAGACUCACCCUGGGCUGUGCCAGUCGUUGGCUCCUGGCCACCCUCACCCACCCACUGUGCAGUAUUCGGGCUCUUCCUCCCUGCAGGGUUUUGUGCUAUCUGGAGGAAACUGCCCCCAAUUUCUGGUGCUGAACAUGACAUUGCAUCCAACUGCAUCUGCUGUAUUACCUGCCCAGGAGGAGUUGGGGCUCCUCUGUUCCUCUCUUUAAAGACAGAUUGUGUUUCACAGACUUUGGUUUGUGGGCUGAGCCCUCACUCACGGCUGGCAAACAAGAGUUGCCAAGUUUUGUCUUUCCUUUUAUAGGAGGGGAUGAUUUUUUUUUUCAAAUUGAAGAUGCUUUAUCCUUUUUUAAUUUUGUGUUUACAAAGAAAAAAAAAAACAGCGCUAACCUUAGCUGUUCAGCUGACUUUAAACUUGCUUUGGGAUUGUUCUUUUUAGAAGAAAUUAUGAAAUUAUGCAACUUUUUUGGGGUACAUGCCUGUCCCCCCUCCCAGGGAGAAGAUGCAGCACCUUCCAGGCUGUACCUGCAGUGAAGUCUGUACCUUCAGGAGGCUGCUGAGACACAGAGCAGAUGCCAAAAAGCCCCAAACAUGUCCCGUUCUGUGUGCAGCUGAGGUGGAGCCAAUGCUUUAAUGCUCCUUCCACCCACCUCAGAAGUUUCCAGCAGCAGCAGCAGCAGCAUUUCCCUGGCUCUGCUCGGAUCCUGUUUUGGAGCCAGCACAACGCUCACAACGCUGCCGUGUUGCAAAGGUCUCCCUUUUAGAUCUCUCAUUGAAAUUACCUUAAAUUUGUUUUUCCCAAAAGAAAAGUACCUGUGCUGUUCUCGCUAAGUCAACCCAGAUCAGACAUUUUUCUUACCCACAGAAGAAUAACCUGGGAUUCCCUGACAGGGCAGAGACAGUCGAGUUCAGUUUGCAAUGUGGACAUUUUUGCUAAUUGUGAUGUAUGGCAGUGGGGCUGAUUUGUAAUACAAAUGUUAUUUAAUCUGUCUGUAUUUUGAUACUUGAAUUUCCUUUUAUUUCCUGUAUAUACAAUUGUUAAUCUGUUCAAAUUUGUCUGAAUUUUAAACAUCUUGUGGUACCAAACAUAACCAAUCUGUGCAACAACAUAGACUGACCUCACUACAACAAGGCGAGAUUGUAAAUAUUCCUGGGCUUCCAGCAGUCGUUUUGUUGUUUUCAUAAUUGUACAACUUAGAACAGACCGAAUUAAUAAACAACCUUAGACACA